Messenger RNA from Macroventuria anomochaeta, 2246 nucleotides. Its product is annotated as alpha-methylacyl-CoA racemase. NCBI's taxonomy places the organism in Eukaryota, Fungi, Ascomycota, Dothideomycetes, Pleosporales, Didymellaceae. The coding region runs from base 234 to 1961 and encodes 575 amino acids. Gene Ontology annotation, molecular function: catalytic activity. The transcript has 2 exons. The record is from RefSeq and is a predicted model, not a curated record.
AAGAGCCUGACCGGACGCUUGUGUACAGCCGCUGCACGCAGGGUACGACCAGCAUCCGAAAUGCCUCGUCAUAAAAUGCACGUUGAUCAUGUCACUAAGCAGAAGUGUCGGAAAGCUCGCAACGGCUUCCCGCACGUCAAAUCGACUUCCGGCCCUUUCUUCGAGUCGUCGCAAGCUUUUGUUUUUUCUUAACUCGACUUUGUGCGCCUCUUUCGCAUGUACUGGCUAACAACAUGACACCCUAUAUUGGAUCCGAGACUACCGACACCAACGGAACUUCUGACAUCUACAAUCUCCUUGAUGGCACGAAGACAGCUCUUGAGCAAUUGCUAGCAAAGGCAAAGGACAAUCUUCCACAAGAAGCCUUGCCUCACAUCUCAAGAAUACACUUCUCCACAGCGAACACUGGCAGUCCAUACUUCCCCAGUCCACUCAAGCAAACAGAGGCUAUCACAGCACUGAAAGCGGUCGAGGCAGGCGUAGCGUCUGCGAUAGCUGAUCUUCAAGGUGGACCCAAGACACGCAGCAUCGAUGUCGAUCUGGAGAGGGCCACAGCGUUCCUGUUCUCAACAUACCUUGCCACUGUUGGCGGUAUGGACAAGGCGCACCCAAAGGUGAAGAAACUCCUGAAGGAUACCGAUUUACUGCAAGCACAGUCUAUACAGUACCGUAGACUCUCGGCCAAUUUGUAUGAGACCAAGAACCCUGGCGAAUACUUCCAUCUCCACGGCUCUCUAGAGGCUUCCAAGGCACUCAACAUGGUUGGUCUAGAAGGACAUCGCCCUGACCUCACCGACUACCAUGAGUGCAUCAAGGUCAUCGAAAACCACGUUAAGCAGUUCACUGUCGAGCAACUCGAAGAAAUGAACGCGCAGAUCAAGCAAGCUGGCGUCACUUGCCUGAAGUGGGACGACUUCAAAGCAACAGAGCACGGACAGACACUACUGCAGCAACCGCCAUGGAAGGUUGACACACUGGAGACCGAGACGCCACCUACUCCAUUCCCUUUCAAGUCUUCAUCCGCACCGAAGCCCCAAGUCCUCGCUGGUAUCCGAGUCCUUGAGCUGUGCAGAAUCAUCGCGGGUCCAGCCAUGGGUCGUGGACUUGCUGAGUAUGGUGCUGAGGUGAUCAAGGUCACAGCGCCCCAUCUCUCGGACGUUCCUUUCUUUCAAGUCGACGCGAACAUUGGCAAGCACACCACAGACUUGAACCUCAAGGAAGCGAAAGACCGUGAGAUAUUCGAGAAAUUGCUUCAGUCUGCAGAUGUUGUUCUGGACGGCUACCGACCUGGCAGUCUCAACCGCCUCGGCUACGGCCCUGAGCAACUACAAGAGAUCGCUAAGCAGCGUGGACGGGGACUUGUAUAUGUUGCCGAGAACUGCUUCGGGCAAGUUGGUCCAUGGUCCUCGCGACCUGGGUGGCAACAGAUUGCGGAUUGCGUAACAGGUGUUGCCUGGGCUCAAGGUCACGCUAUGGGUCUGCAAGAGCCUGUUGUGCCACCCUUCCCCAUGAGCGACUACGGCACAGGAUGUAUGGGCACGAUUGCUGCACUUGUUGGUUUGUACAGGCGAGCGAAAUCCGGUGGUAGCUAUGUCGGUACUACGUCCCUUGUCCAGUACGACAUCUACCUACUACAGCUCGGUCUGUACGACGAUGAUAUGAUGGCUGAGCUGCGGAAAGAGCACGACGACGAGUUUUUCGCCCUGAGACACCACGACUCGGUCGACGAGGUCGGCAAGAGAGCGCUCAAGACGAUGAGGAGAACACACCCUGAGCUGUUCGAACCACGACAUAUGCAGGCAUGCUUCAGCAAGGGGUUCGGCGCUGAGGUCAAGACGAUCAAGCCUGUCGUCGAUAUCGAAGGCUACUGGAAUGGAUUUGUGCGCAGCUCAAGACCAAACGGUUACGACAAGCCUACCUGGGACGGCUGGGAGGUUGAUGAGGAUAUGUUGAAGGUAUGAUGGCACAGGAUCACAACAUUCGGUUUCCUUACCUACUCAGCAUAUUGCAUGCGCUACGAUACCAUGACCACAUAGCAUCUCUUCAACGAAGCACUUGUCUUUCUCAUCUGUAAUCUUGCUGCUUCUCCGUCGAGCUUGCUCUUGGCCUAAUUCUGAUGCUGUCAACUCUUCCGCGAUACGAGUCGCGCGCCCCACAUUCCGCAGUCUAAAACUCGAAUCACACUCACGUCAAGUGCGUCUUCCGACGCCCUGCUUAUCGAGCCUCACUUCUCAACCAGAAACGCU